CUACUUUCUAUCGUCUGAACCAUCUAUCUGUGGUUUGUUCUCGUCGUCGCAGUGAACCCCCCCUUGCCCCUCACGUCUCGCUCUACCAAGAUGCCCACUUGCUCCAUCGUGUUCCGAAAGUGAUCCAGCUGACAAAAGCAAACCAUCAUCUACACCAUCACAUCCGAGGGACAUUUUUUGUAGGAAGCAAUCGUUUCUUCUAUGCAGAACAACGUGAGCCGUGAAAUGCUCUCUGUUUCACUCACUUCAGCCAUCAGUGUGGACGACGCUGUAGCCGAACUGUUCCUCUCAGACGGAGCCUCAUCGCAUUCUUUCGAAACUUUCCUCAAAGCUGAGCAGGAAUGGUUUCUUCAUGAGGCUUUUCUUGGUUGCACUUGCACAACAAGACAUUGCCAGGUGGCAGAUCCUUUAUUAUGCCCAUGGGCGGAGCAACCGUGCUCGGAGACUGGCGCCCAGCUAUGCAUGGAGGGCAGAACUGGAGUCUCUUACGCCCGAUCACUCUUGCAGUCAGAUAGUCAAAUCUACUCACUACAAAAUCACCAUCAGAGCAGCAGCAGCAUGCCUGUUUCAUCUCUUGCAAUGUACAACCGACAGCUUGAGAAAGCGAUCUUCAACUCCAGCCAGUGGUCUCCCGACGAGGAGGCCAGGUUCCUCGAGGCCCUCGCCAUGUUCUCCGACGCCGACCGCCGGGUGCGGCCGGAUGGGAGGAGGUCUGUGGGUCUGGGUCUGGGGGUAGCGAGGAAGAUCUCGGAGUAUAUAGGGACGCGGUCGGAGGAGCAAGUGCGGUCACACGCGCAGAAGCACUUCCUGCGGCAGGAGAGGAUGAUUCAGAGUCAUGCGUCAGACUAGUAUCCUGUACAUGUUGCUGAAUGAAUUCAUGAAUUU
Messenger RNA from Guillardia theta CCMP2712, 885 nucleotides. RefSeq lists its product as hypothetical. The coding region runs from base 202 to 849 and encodes 215 amino acids. The record is from RefSeq and is a predicted model, not a curated record. The transcript has a single exon. Lineage: Eukaryota; Cryptophyceae; Pyrenomonadales; Geminigeraceae.